Molecule: messenger RNA, 1823 nt
Organism: Canis lupus familiaris (dog)
Lineage: Eukaryota; Metazoa; Chordata; Mammalia; Carnivora; Canidae
Gene: FAM162A
Product: family with sequence similarity 162 member A
Exons: 5
Coding region: 125-592 (155 amino acids)
Biological process (GO): neuron apoptotic process; cellular response to hypoxia; positive regulation of release of cytochrome c from mitochondria
Cellular component (GO): mitochondrion
Source: RefSeq, a predicted model, not a curated record
GCCCAGGCCCUCCCGCCCCGCCCGCGCAGUCAGGCUCUUUCCCGUCCCGGGCGCUUGGUGACAUUGAAUGCGGUCGCGCCGUCACCGGCCGGGAGGCGCUGUCGGGUCGGCGGAGUAGGCGGCCAUGGGGAGCCUGCGCGGCCUGCGCCAGGUGGCGGGAAGUUAUUUUAGGUUAUAUGAAAGAGGUGCUUCUUCAUCCCUAAGACUUACCAGAAACUCUGCUUUGAAGAGAAUAAAUGGAUAUUGUGCCAAACCACAAGAAAGUCCAAAAGCUCCAUCCUACACUUACAGCCACAGAGUGCCAUUACACAAACCUACACAUUGGGAGAAGAAGAUCCUGCUGUGGUCAGGUCGCUUCAAAAAGGAAGAUGAAAUCCCAGAGACUGUCUCGUUUGAGAUGCUUGAUGCUGCAAAGAACAAGAUCCGGGUGAAGGUUAGCUAUGCAAUGAUUGUCCUGACAGUGGCAGGAUGCAUCUGGAUGGUUAUUGAGGGCAAGAAGGCUGCCAAAAGAAACGAGUCCUUAACAAGCCUGAACUUAGAAAAAAAAGCUCGCCUGAGAGAGGAAGCAGCUGUGAAGGCCAAGACAGAGUAGCAGUGGUAUCCAUGCUGGCUGGACUUUGAAAAUGCAGGAAUAAUGUUGCAGCAUUAGCCUGUAUUAAAAGAAUAUGGUAUGAGGAUUCAUUUCAUGAAUCCAAAGUGUGGUUUGCACAGACUUAUAAUUUCCCUAUUUCUGCUAUAAUGGUACAAAUAAAUUUCCUUUAAGAAAUGUCAAAGAAAAAAAAAGAAAUGACUUGUCUUAUGUUUUUGUGGCUUUGAUCCGGGUUAAAUGCAGCCUUUCAGGUCUUGGAGAAAAUGAAGAAUGGGGCAACUGAUUUAAACUUUAGUAUUAACUCUCCUUUAGAGAGUCAGAUACCGUAUCUUACUUUACUUCCCGUAUUUCCCAUUUCCAUUACCAAAGUGACUUCCUCUGUAGAAGCCAAAAUGGCUUCUAGUUCUGUAUUUCUCUCUCUUGUGUACUCAUUUCUAGAGAGAUAAGGAAGGCCAGCUGAGUAUGCCGCCUAGGUACAUCCUGGGGAGCUAACCACCCCAAAUGCCAGAACCCCGCAAAGAAGCUGGAUCAUACUCUGCCGUCUUGGGGCAUGCUGGCAGACUGAGGCUUAUCAGACAGCAGUCUUGGAAAAGGUCCCAGUAGGGUGAUGAGAGUCUGGCCAUGAGUUUCUGAGAAUUCUGAAAUCCCAGCACUUGGGGCCAGCACACACCUUCUACUCUAUGGCUUCGAACUCCCAAUUAGUCCUUUUGCUUUUACUUUUACACUGAAUUUCUCAAUUACAAAAAUCUAUCAAAUGCAUUUUUCUUACAAAUGUUGAGAGAUAAGCAUUGGCACAUGGUAUGUAUUUCAUUUACACUUUGGGAUGCCAGCCUGUCUCAUACUUAAGUAUGGAUGCUGGUUUCUAUUUUAAGAAUUUCUUAUAUUCUCACAUGUCUCAGGAGUAUUAAUGGCUGAGAAGUCCUCAUCCCAACCUGCUAAUUGUCUUCAGAGGAUUAUUACAGAUAGGAAGUAAUAUAUGCAGCUGUAUCGCACCACAUGGAAUUUCAUAAUCUGAUGAUGUUAAUGAUGUUUGUUGAUAUACUUUAGAGUAAUCUGACCUUGGCUUUUUAGAUAUCAAGUUCUUUGAUUUUAAUCUACUUCUUUAAAAAAUAAGUAGUUUUCCUUCAUAGAAUACUACCAUUUUUAACUACUAAAGAAGUAUUUUAAAGUGUUAUCUUGGACAUUUAUUGUAAAAAAGUUUCAUUAAACCAAAACUCCCACAUGUUAAAAUGAA